Messenger RNA from Clavispora lusitaniae ATCC 42720, 543 nucleotides. RefSeq lists its product as uncharacterized. Gene Ontology annotation, cellular component: mitochondrion. The record is from RefSeq and is a predicted model, not a curated record. Gene Ontology annotation, molecular function: translation release factor activity. Lineage: Eukaryota; Fungi; Ascomycota; Pichiomycetes; Serinales; Metschnikowiaceae. Gene Ontology annotation, biological process: translational termination.
AUGAUCAAUUGGUUAUUCAAGAGUCUUUGCAGAAAUAAUUUACCCCUCGUAAAAUCUGCAGAGUUAUCCAGACUGAUAUGUUCGUCUUCUUUGGCUCUAGGAAUCCCUAAAAAAAACAAAUUGCCUCCACGUCCACUCUGGCUCAUUAAAGAAGAAGAAAUCGAUGAAGAGUUUUUGAAAGGAGGAAGAGGACCUGGCGGACAAAAGAUCAACAAGAGCAAUAGCAAAGUCCAGCUCACGCACAAGCCAACUGGAAUAGUUGUUACAUGUCAGUAUUCUAGAUCACAAGAGCAGAACAGGAAAAAAGCUCGAGAAAUAUUGGCCUUGAAAUUGGAAGAGUUGCAAGAUCCAGAGAACAGUCGAACAGCUAUAUUGAAUAAGCGAAAAUCUAUGGUUAAGCAAAGCAAAGCAAAGAAGUCCAAGAAAAAGUAUUCUCGAAUAGAGGAGGAAAGAGAAGCACAGAAAAUGAAAGAACAAGAGGCUAUGUCUGAAUUGAUCGAUUUGGAUGCAGAAUUAGAUCUUCUUCUAAGUAAGAACAAGUAA